Molecule: messenger RNA, 310 nt
Organism: Ascoidea rubescens DSM 1968
Lineage: Eukaryota; Fungi; Ascomycota; Saccharomycetes; Ascoideales; Ascoideaceae
Exons: 1
Coding region: 94-291 (65 amino acids)
Source: RefSeq, a predicted model, not a curated record
AGAUCUCAGAAAGAAUCUUUCUUUCCAUCUCUCUUUCUAUCUAUCCAUCUAUCUAUCUUACUUUUGCCGAUUUUCUUUGAAUUUAUUCUUACAAUGAUCAUAUUUGAACAGAAUACUCGGUACCUUAGACAAGACGAUAUUUUUGUUUCAAACGAUUCAUCCUACAAAAUCAACAUUCUUGAAAACGACUUUAGUGAUAGCGUUAAAUCCUUAACCGCCAAAGGCUAUUGCGAGGAAUUUCAUGAGAAAAACUCGAUUAUUCUUCCAGCAUUGCCUUAUAUAUCAGUAUGAUCAAUUGAUUUUAUUUACU